UGUCUCUCUCUGUCCCUGUUUCGGAUAGACCGAGUGGCUGCCUGCUGGAUCUCUGCCUUCCCCUUUUCCUCUUUUUCCUCUGGAUAUGGAGAUCAAAGGCCCAGAGACUCCCAGCAUCCAACAGCAGAUGGAGGGCUUCUGUAGACCACCUGCAAGCCCAACUAACUCUCAUUCCCUGAGAGCACUGCAGCUUUUGGAGUAGUUUCCUCCAGAGUUUUCUCCCCCACCUGUGCAGAGGAGACCCCAGAAGUGAUACCUUAUUCCUGGUUAAUCUUCAUCUCUUUAAUUUCUCUUUCUCGCUGCAGCCUCGUCCUGUGUGCAAGAGCUACAGGCUCUGAACUCUAUCUCCUCCCCUUUUCUCUUUCAGCUGUCACUCUGUCUGUCACUCUCAGGAUAUCCCCUUCCCUCUUUCUAGGGUUUCAUAAUGCUUCAGGAUCUCAUUCAGUGGCAGGGCUGGAUUUCAUCCCACCGCUUUCUCCUCGUUUGAGAGCAUGGACGAGUAACGGGUGCAACUUCAGCAUGAACCAACAGCCAGGGGUCAUGGAAAUAAGCAAAGGUCACGGGCCGGCGCCUCACACAGCUUCAAACUUAACUUUAAAUAACUAAUUAGAAAAUAAAAACUAUUAACUUUUAGUACUGUUUUUAGCUGAGGCACAUUUCUGGGAGCAGGUUUUUUCUUUUUUGUAUGUGUAUUUCUGGGAUCUAUCGGAUAUACAGUCAUGGGAAAUGCAGCAGGGAGCAUGGAGGUACCUCAGGGGAAGGAGGGCAAGGCGGCGGCGGCCCCUCUGGGCUCCACGGGCUCCCAGAAACAAACCAAGGCGCAGAAACUCCCGAUGCCACCUGAAGAAGAGCUGGAGCGACGCUUCAGUGCCGUGCUGAACACGAUGAAUCUCCCUCCAGACAAGGUGAAGAUCCUCAGUCAGUAUGACAACGAGAAGAAGUGGGACCUGAUCUGUGACCAGGAGAGGUUUCAAGUGAAGAAUCCACCAUCGGCUUAUUUGGAGAAGCUGAAGAGUUACCUGGAUCACGGAGGAGUCAGUCGAAAGUUUAAGAGACGUGUCCAGGAAUCCACUCAGAUCCUUAGAGAGUUGGAGAUUUCCCUGAGGACCAAUUAUAUCGGCUGGGCUGAGGAGUUCCUGAACGAGGAGAACCAAGGCUUAGAUGUUCUUGUGGACUAUCUGUCCUUCGCCCACAGCGCUGUCACGUAUGACGCAGACUCUUUGGACAACGGCUCGCUGCCCGCAGACAAAAGCAAAGCUACGGACAAGUCAGCGGAGGAUCUGAGCAGAAGUGCCAGUAACUCGCCUACUCACAGUGCCUCGAAGGCCAGUAAGGCCUUCACAGUCAGGAAAGCCUUGAGGAGCUCUCGUGUUGUGAGUCAGACGGACGACGUUCACCUCUGCAUCAUGUGUUUACGUGCCAUCAUGAACUAUCAGUCUGGGUUCAACCUGGUGAUGAAACAUCCCUGCUGUGUCAACGAGAUCACACUGAGCCUCAACAACAGAAACCCGAGGACCAAAGCUCUGGUGCUGGAGCUGCUGGCGGCCGUGUGUCUGGUGAGAGGAGGCCACGACAUCAUCCUCUCCGCCUUCGACAACUUCAAAGAGGUGUGUGGAGAGAAAAGUCGCUUUGAGAAGCUCAUGGAGUAUUUCUGCAAGGAAGACAGCAACAUCGACUUCAUGGUGGCCUGUAUGCAGUUCAUCAACAUCGUGGUGCACUCAGUGGAAAACAUGAACUUCAGGGUCCACCUGCAGUACGAGUUCACUCGUCAUGGGCUGGACGACUACCUAGAGACGCUGAAGUUCACAGAGAGCGACAGACUGCUGGUGCAGAUUCAGGCCUAUCUGGACAACGUGUUUGAUGUGGGAGCUCUGCUGGAGGACGCAGAGACCAAGAACGCUCUGCUGGAGCACAUGGAGGAGCUGCAGGAACACAACACACAGUUGAGCAGCAGGCUUCAGGAGAGUGAGAGGGAGGCGAUGGAGAAAGUCUCCGAUUUGGAGAAGAAGCUCAUUCAGACCACAAAAGAAGUGGAGCUCCUGAAGGAGAGUCUGCGUGAGUCCUGCGCCCAGGUGACCCUCCUGCAGCAGCGGGAACAAGAGAGGGAGCUCGAGCGAGAGGGGGAGAGAGAGAGAGAGCGGGACAAGGACCGAUCCACCGAGGCCCUCAGGGAGCUGGAGGUUAAAGUCCAGGCUCUGGUGGAGCAGGGGCUGGUCCGAAUGGAACGCUCCCCCUCUGGACACCUGGACAUCCAGGUGGUCCCCGUCAUCCAGCAUGUGAUACAAAAAGCUAAAGAAGAAGCAGACUCCGGUAAUGACCACAAGGCUGAUGCCCCCCUCCUCUCUGAGGGUCCUCUGCAGUCAGCGACAGUGCAAGCUCCUCCUCCUCCACCUCCUCCUCCUCCGCCUCCACCUCCAGGCUCAACCAGAACUCCUCCUCCUCCGCCGCCACCACCACCAGCAGCUCCUCCACCCCUGCUGCCUGCUGCUGGAGGUGGUACGACCCAGACAUCAGGGGACGGGAGCUCAGAUUGUAAAACUAAAAAGCCCAUUCAGACCAAAUACUGCAUGCCGCUGUUAAACUGGCAGGCCCUCAAAUCCAACCAGGUGACAGGAACCAUCUUCAACGAGCUGGACGACGAGCAAGUCUUAGAGGAGCUCAACAUGGCGGCUUUUGAGGAGCAGUUUAAGACCAAGGCCCAGUCCACGCCUAUAAACCUGGGUACCCUCAAGAUGAAAAUGGCCCACAAGACCCCCAGUAAAGUGUCUCUAAUGGAGCCCAACAGGGCCAAAAACCUGGCUAUCACCCUGCGCAAGGAAGGAAUGGCUGCAUCUGAUAUCUGCUGCGCAAUAGAGACGUACAACCAGAGAGCUCUGAGCCUGGACUUCCUCGAGCUCCUGGAGCGUUUCAUCCCCACGGAUUACGAAAUGAAGCUCAUCCACAACUACGAGUGCGAGGGCAGGCCCCUGGACGAGCUCAGCGAGGAGGACCUCUUCAUGGUGCGCUUCAGCAAGAUCCCGCGGCUUUCCCAGCGCAUCAGCACUCUCACCUUCAUGGGCAAUUUCCCCGAGAGCGUCCAGCUCAUACAGCCUCAACUGAAUGCCCUCAUCGCCGCCUCGAUGUCGAUCAAAUCUUCCAGAAAGCUGAAGAAAAUCCUCGAGAUCAUCUUGGCGUUUGGAAACUACAUGAACAGCAGCAAACGAGGGGCAGCAUACGGCUUCCGCCUGCAGAGUUUAGAUUUGCUGUUAGACACCAAAUCUACCGACCGUAAGCAGACGUUGCUGCACUUCAUCGCCAGUAUCAUCCAGGAGAAAUACCCGGAGGUCCAGUCCUUCUACACAGAGCUGCACUUCCUGGACAAGGCGGCGCUGGUGUCUCUGGACAGCAUCCUGCAGGACGUGCGCGCUCUGGAGAGAGGCAUGGAGGUGACCAGGAGGGAGUUCUCUGUAGAAAAAGACAACCCGGUGCUGCAGACGUUCCUCAGCAACACGGAGCUGCUCCACUCGCUCAUAGCUGACGGAAAAACUGCCCAGGAUGUGUACGACUCGGCUGUGGAGUACUUCGGAGAGAACUCUAAAACCACUCCACCCUCCGUGUUCUUCCCUGUUUUUGUCAGGUUCAUCAAAGCGUACAAGCAAGCUGAGCAGGAGAACGAGCAGAGGAAGAAACACGUCCUGAACUGCGAAACGCCGUCAACUCCACCUAAACCUGAAGUCACUGGGAACAAGGUUCCUGUCACGUCCAAACUGCCUCAGAUGGAUCUGAUAGCGGAGCUGAAGAGGAGGCAGGUGUCUCCUCUGGUGAGGGAGGGGAAGGAUGGAGCCAUCGAGGACAUCAUCACAGAUUUAAGGAACCAGCCGUACAGACGGACAGACGCCGGCCGACGCAGCGCCAAGUGGAAACCGGGACAACAGCUCCACGUGUCCUCAGACAUCUCGCUCUGAAAGCUACAGACCAGACUGAAAGCUAGAAAAGCACAAAAGAUUAGACGUUUAAACUCACUGUGGCAACGAGCUCGCUCUCUCGCAUGUUUGAGAAUGCAGAGGUGAAAAUGUUUCCAACAGACACAAACACCAAUCUGAACAACUGAACACGGUCUGAUACAGCGAGGCACCUUUCUGAAUAAAGUAUGAAGCUGGAUGAUUGUAGAAACGCUCUGUGAUUUGAAUAAUCGAAUGUUAAAGAGAGUGAAUAUUAGCAGCACUUGAUGCUAACGACACUGGAUGUCUGCUGAGCUCGUUAAGACAAUUACAUGGAAGAGUGCUUCAUUAACGCGGCUCAGAGCGAGAAGUGACUCGAACGACGGACGGACCGCUCGUAAAUCAUUUUGAUAGCUUUCUUAAAAAUGCAUUUUAAAAAAAGACGUGAUUUUUAAUUGGUUUUAUUUUAAAUAGAAUAUUAAUCACCAUCUCUUUGUCCUCCAGUAGGUCUCUCAAAAUUUAGAUUUGUAAUAUAUUUAAAUUAUUUUUAAUACUGAAGUGUACGAAUGAGGAACUUCUACUCUGCUUCUGCAUUUCAACAAAUAAAACAUUUUAUACCGUU
Dicentrarchus labrax (European seabass) is the source of this 4542-nucleotide messenger RNA. RefSeq names its product formin-like 1b (gene fmnl1b). Gene Ontology annotation, molecular function: actin filament binding; small GTPase binding. Gene Ontology annotation, cellular component: cytosol. The coding region runs from base 720 to 3944 and encodes 1074 amino acids. NCBI's taxonomy places the organism in Eukaryota, Metazoa, Chordata, Actinopteri, Moronidae. Gene Ontology annotation, biological process: cell migration; cortical actin cytoskeleton organization; regulation of cell shape. The transcript is spliced from 26 exons. The record is from RefSeq and is a predicted model, not a curated record.